AUGGACGGAGUAAUUCCCGCCAGAAAUGGGAAAUCCGCGUUCAGAUAUACUUGGGAUGAAGAUGGUGCCGUGAAAAACAUCGAACCACUAGAAAAGGUACGAGCAAGGACCGAGGGUCUUUCGUCGCAUAGUCGUCACACACCGAAAGAUUCAAGCUCGAGGGUCAACUGGCCAUUCCAUUACCGCGCAACAUCUGAGGUGCCAUCGACGGCAGCUACUAGCCACUUCAGCCAUUUCCGGAGGGCGACUGCGCAAUCGAAAUCAUGGUUCAAAGAAGCAGGCGACUCGGCCAGCAUCCUGAGUAGAUCGCUCGUGCCAGACUACGUUGUGCAUUAUUUACGGGGAGAGACUCCCGAGAGUUUAGCCAGAAAAAAGGAAGAGGCGCAGUGGGGAGAAAGAAAUGUCGUACUCACACCUCAGCGCGAACGGCUCAUGUCUCAGCAAGCUUUCUUCGAGGAUCCAUUUGGCUCUCGGGCAUAUUUGGCUUUGGGGGAAUCUGAAAACGAAACUCCACAGCGUGGUGCAAGGAGGCUCCUGAGCGGUUGGCGUGGGGGCGUCGCAUUCAACACACUCUCUGCUUUUCUCAUACUGCUGGUCGCCGUGGUUUGUCUGGUCGUCAUCAUCACUGAAUCACAAACCUCCAACGGAGCAUCAACUUUGUAUUCCGGAUCCUGCACGACAGCAUACAAUCUCAAUACUGGUCUCCAUGUUCUGAUCAACGCCUUAAGUAUCGUGCUUCUCGUGGGCGGCAACUAUGUAUUCCAAGUACUUUCAAGCCCAACCAGGGACGAGCUCACGGCAGCGCAUGACAAGAAGCAAUGGCUCGAUAUUGGGAUACCAUCGCUGAGGAACUUACGACACAUAUCCACAACCCGGACCGCCCUUGCCACUGUCGUCUUAUUGGCCACCGUGGCGAUUCAAGUAAUCUAUAAUGCGGUAGUAUUCACUUCGCAAGCCAGCUCUUCUCCGACCUGCAGCGUCAUUAUCAGCAGUCCGCUACUGGGUGUGGUGGCCUUCCUAAAUUUAGCUGCCUUUGGUAGCAUCGCCAUAUUGUUGAGCAGGUCGAACUUUGAGCCACUUGCUACUCUCGGAGAUGCAAUCCGUACUUUCUUAUCACGCCCAGACCCUACAACAACCGGUACAUCUCUCCUUUCGAAACAAGAUGUGAGAGAUGGCCGUUGGGGUUAUGGGGAAGCCAAAUACUUCGCGCCAGGCGUACAUUUGUGGCUUUUUUCGCCUUCGCUUGCACGUUGGUCACUGAUGAUCUUCUCCUGGGUAGCACUUGCUGUGCCAACGGCACUUGCUCUUGGUUUAGCCAUAUAUGCUGACCCUGCAAGCAUGUCAACACAAUUUGGUACUGCCACACCUGACACCAGUUACCUUUUCCCCUCCCCAAUCUCGAGGUUGCAAAUGGCACUCUUGACCAGCCUGCCGCAAUUCCUCCUAGCAAUACUAUACUUGGUCACCAACUCACACCUGUCUACCUACUAUUUAUCCCACGAACUUACUCUUUUCGCCCUUGGGCCACGUGGGCUCCGGGUUUCAUCCGACCCUGCCGGAGCUCAGACGACAUCCUUAUAUCUCACGCUUCCACGACCAAUAUCGUGGGUUUUACUCGUCCUCUUCAUAGGCAUGGGCUUCGUCCUCUCUCAGGCUGUAUUUCCAGCCACGGCCACUCUCUCGGCGUCGAUUUCCACAUCUACGUAUGAUAUGAACCAGGCCAUAUCUGUCGGUCUUUCAACACAAGCGCUCUUAAUACUUCUAGCUCUACUUUUCGCUCUCAUGCUCAUGGUCGUGGGGUUAGGCUUGCGACAGAGUCCAGCGGCAGCCCUGGUGAACGGACAGGAGAAGGGAAAUCCGCUAGCGCUCAAGGGUGGUAGCUGCAGCGCGGCGCUCAGCGCCAAAUGUCAUACAGCUGCUGGAGAAGUCGAACCCUGGAGGCAGGAACUCACAUGGGGAGUUGUUGCUGAUGGAAUCGGAAUGCAACAGGGCCGGUGUGGGUUCAGUGCAUUGAGCGUCGGUGCCGUCGAUGUUGGUCGUGCUUAUGCAUAG
Molecule: messenger RNA, 2052 nt
Organism: Truncatella angustata
Lineage: Eukaryota; Fungi; Ascomycota; Sordariomycetes; Amphisphaeriales; Sporocadaceae
Exons: 3
Coding region: 1-2052 (683 amino acids)
Source: RefSeq, a predicted model, not a curated record